AUGGCCCGCGCCUGCGCCACCGUCGUCCUCGCCCUCGCGGUCUGCUGCCUCCUCGUGGCCACCGCGCCGGCGCGCCGCCCCGUGGACCUUCCGGCAUCACGGGCGGCCGAUGCCGUCGUCCUCGUCGACCGCGAGGCGGCUGCCGAGCCCCUGCCCAGGCCGGUGGGGGCUGCCGCGCUUGCUGUGCCCGAGAGAGGAGGGCGACGCCGCCCGCGUGGAGGCGACCAGUGCUAG
Miscanthus lutarioriparius is the source of this 234-nucleotide messenger RNA. Lineage: Eukaryota; Viridiplantae; Streptophyta; Magnoliopsida; Poales; Poaceae. The record is from the annotation of a GenBank genome assembly.